AGCCUAAUCUGAUAGAGUUUAGAUAGAGUUUAUAUUACGGUUGCAAUAUAAGGCGGACAGUGAGAUGAGGACAUGGAUUAAAAUCCUAGAACUCUCUCGUAUCUGGCACUAAACUCUACUGAAAUUUAAUUUACUUUGAAUGUUUUGAAUAUCUUUUCAUCCAAGUAUUUGACAUAGAGGAAGAAACUAAAGCCACAAUGCAAUGCGACCUAAACUGUUUCCCCUUGGGCUCUCUUUGGAAAACAAUGCACGAAAAUAAUACAGCACCCAUGCAAUCCCUGCUACGGUUUCCAACAAACCAACGAAAUGAAGAAUUGCUUGCUCAAAUACCAUUCCUCCCGGCGCAAUACAUGAGCACUUCGUCUGGUACUGGUCACCAGCACUACUUCCUCAUUCGCACUUCUUCAUCUGCUACCAGUCACCAUAGAGUCAUUUAUCAACACUUUCCCACACGCAAUUCUUCAUCUGGUGUUUUGGCAAAAAUCUGGUAUUAGUCACUCUAGAGCUAGCAGCUAUAUUAUAUAUCCACCAAUACUUCCCCGUAUAAAGCUCUUCUAUGCAUGAUCCUUCUUCCUGCAAGAGAGGCGAGGACGACGAGGGAGAGAGUAAAUGGAGAUAUCUUUCUGGUUAUCUCUGGUGUCACUGCUUUUUUCCGGCGGUUGUAGCCCUCGCAGCCUGGGGUUGGAAGGGAACUGAGAAGAGAUACAAUGGACUCAAUAUACCACCAGGAAGCAUGGGGUGGCCUCUCCUUGGAGAGACCAUUGCCUUCAGGAAGAGCCACCUAUGCACUCGUUUAGGAGAAUACAUGGAGAAACGCAUCAACAAGUAUGGAAAGAUCUUCAGGUCAAACCUGCUUGGGACACCUACAAUAGUAUCAGCUGAUGCAGAGCUGAACAGGUUCAUACUGUGUAAUGAUGGGAGGCUAUUUGAGCCAAGCUGGCCGACCGCCUUGGUCAACAUCCUUGGAAAGAAGUCGAUGCUCACCGCCUCCGGGGAUACACACCAUUACCUGAAAUCCCUCGCCAUCAACUUCAUGAGCAUCCCCAGGCUCCGCUCGCAUUUCCUGGGGGAUGCUGAGCAGUCCAUCCUCCAAACUUUCAGCACUUGGAUGGAGCACACUCCUUUCCCUCUCAAAGCAGCAGCAAUAAAGGUGACAAGCAUGUGCAAGUCCCUGUUUUCUUGAUAGUAUUUUCUUUUCAGACCUCUGUUGAGACAUUUUUGGCUUGUUUGCAGAUCUCAUUUAACCUGAUAGUGAAGCAUAUCUUAAGCAUGAAACCUGGAGAGCCAGAAACAGAGCAGCUUCGCAAAUUAUUUAUGUGCUUCAUGA
This is a messenger RNA of Phoenix dactylifera (date palm), 1327 nucleotides long. NCBI's taxonomy places the organism in Eukaryota, Viridiplantae, Streptophyta, Magnoliopsida, Arecales, Arecaceae. The record is from RefSeq and is a predicted model, not a curated record.